CCUGGAGCAGACGUGCGGGAGGUUCAGUCGUGGUAGGAGCGGAUAACAAAAUGGGAUCGGUCGGUUGCAAGUUUUCUUUGUCAAGUACAACGAAGUCUUGUAGUGAUGUUGAAAUCGUAGCUGAACGAGCCAAAAGUCGUCUGGCAUUAAGUCAGAGAACUUUGUUUGAAGCUUAUUGACGUCUCCGGGCAUUUCGUGCGUCGUAUCAGUAAAUAGGGUUACACACAGGAACCAGUUUUUCUCGACGCUUGUGGUUGCUCUUCAUGAAACCUUCAGGCGAAGACAUGCACGCCAUGCUGGAGGGGGGAGAGGAGCGGGCCGAGCCCCACGAGGUGUUUGUGGACCUGGGGGUGCUGGUGGUGGAGGGCCGGGUCCCCGGCGGGGCGUGGGCCGCCACCCGUGGCUACGGGGAGGGCCCCCACUGCGCCGGCCUGGGGAUAGCGGGCAGCACGGGCCGCCACGACUGCGAUCCAGCCGGCAACAGCCUGUGCAAGAGGGCAGAGAACCUGCAGAAGCACAUGCAGCUGCUGUGGCAGAACAGCAUCCCGAUGUGCAUCGAGGUGCUGCUGUGUCCCGACUGUCCCUGCGGGGCCCAGAAGAGCCAGUCCCCGGAAGUGUCCAACAUACCGUCGCCCACCGACCUGCUCCUGGAGCAGUGGAUGAUCACCAUGGUCUCCAGGAACGUGUUGCUGUGGUCCAAUGAGCAUCUCCGUGCUUGCAGGCACCUCGAGCAGCCGCAGGUGCCGGCCCGAGGGCUGUUCCAGGCGGUGCGGUCGCAGCUGCACUUCUCGCAGCUGGCCGCCUGGUGGAGCCGCAGCAAGGGGGGCAGCCCUGUGCAUGUCAGCUACCGCGUCACCGUCCCGGGGGAGGCUUUUGCCUCCCAGUUCCAGCGCCCGCCGCUUGAGCACAGCUUCCCUGUGGCUGUCGUCGCCAGGAACUCGGCCAUCAAGGUGUCUGUGCGAAUGUUACCCCGCAUGGAGAGUGUUCCUCAAGUGGUGUGUGGUGUACACCCCUCUGGGAAUGAGAAGCAGGAAGCACAGUGUGUCGGAGAUGCUGGUUUGGUUGCUAAGAAGUCUGACGGCGAUGCGCGUGACUGGCGUAAGGAGAGCAGUGCUGCAUCGACCGACCAUCUGCUUGGUGAGAGCCUGUUGGAUCCUCCGCACAGCCUCGACUUGUUUGCACGUCGCUAUCAGAGUCCGUCUCGCUGUGGCAGUCCUUGCAUGGAGGCCCCAGAGCACCUCAUGUUCAGCCGAGUACCAGCAAAACCAGAGAUCCCCCGGUGUUUGCUGCCCCGCUGGCGGGAGAGCAGUCCGCCCAGCCCCCCGCUGACCGCGCCUACUCAGCGCCGGCUGGGGCGGCAAGGCCUGGCCCGGCGCAGGGACGCGACAGACAUGGGCGCAGAGAGGGGGGGAAUGCCUUGGGUCGACGACGCUUCUAAGCCACUACCUGGCUUGGUUGACGACCGCUUGCAGAACCCUUGCAACCUCCCAGGCAAGCAUCACUGCUACUGUGCGUACGAUGAGGACCUGGACGAGUUGCCCAAGGUCGUGGGACAGCAUCAGCGUCGCAGGCAGGCGGGGGAGCCCAAGGAACUGUUUUCGGUGAACCGGGGCGACCAUCAUCCCAACACCACCUCUGCAGCGUGUUCGAAGAAGGCGCUCCAACGCGGCAAAGCGCCGAGUAGGGCAGACGGCGGCUAUCAACGUCUCGGCGACGACGGGAAGGAUGGUCUGGUCGCUGAAAUCUGUGAUACGGAAUCUUCUUUUGGUGCUAUUCGAGUGGCUAAGCGACGCUCGGGAAUGAAAAUGGAGGGGAGAGAUGGAGAAGCUAGCUGCAAGCUUAACUUGGAGUUGAGUCGACAAGAGUUCGAUGAAGUUUUGGCAGUCCUGAGGGAUAGAAAUGGAUCGCCUAGUCUCUCGAGUGGAAAAAAGCAGUCGUCGUCUCAAGCAUGCAUUCCUCCUGAUCCCACAUGUGAUAAUACCCGCAUUUCCAGCGAGACCGGAAGUGUUCAGAAGCAGAAGCCCAGUGUCUCCUCAAGUCAACGCAGUGAUCUCGUCUACUCUGUUCACACAGUCACACCAACUACCUCAGCUUGCCCGAGCGCUCGCAAGACCUUGGACAAAGCAGAUCUCCUGAUGGGUGCCAUCCUAAGAACGAACAGUAACGGCUCCUGCGUACCUGCCGUGAAAACGGACAGUGCUGCGGGUCGCUGUCCGGUAUCAGUAUUAAACGAGAAACUUAUCAAGUGCAAGCACAAAAAAGAUGAGCCAGAGAUUAGGAAUUUAAGGGACAUUUGUGAUAAUUUAAAAGUGAAUUGUGAUAACAAAGCAGAUUUAGGUUCUUAUCGAUCUGCAAGUCUCAAUAAAUCAGAUUCUGUAGGUCGUUUGCAGGUUUCCACAUGUGAUACUCAAAGUGGAGAAAAUUGCAUUAUUUCAAAGUCCAGAUACCUGCUCAUUAAGGAUGGUGCAAACGACUGUACCGGCAUCAAGCUGAAAAGUGCGGAAAAGGACGACGUACAAAAUACCAUCUGCACUGCCAAGAAUGCAUCGUUUGCCACGGGAGCGGUGGCAACCGAAACCGAUGACAUAAGUAAUGUUCCAAAAUGUCUUUCAGCCUCACCUGUUAACCCAGAUGAAGCACAAAUAUUGAAAUCUGAUUCAAGAAACAACUGCAGAGUAAGUAAUGUGCCUUUUGUGUCUUCUGAUUGUGAUCAAACCGCUGCAUCCGGUGAAGGGUCAGCGAAACCUCCAAGAUCUCCUAACAACUGCAAUGGCGUGAAAGCCGACGAUGGCUGUGAUACUCGAAACCAAGCGGAAGGGAGCGGCAGGAAGAAAAGGCCCAGCUCCCCGCUCAUAAUACCCACCCAAGUCGCUGAGCCGGUGCCCAGCCAACUGCUCGAUUCUCAAGAGGAGAGUGAAGAGGAUAACUUGUCAGACCGUCCCGUCCCAUCCGCCCUCGACAAGGCAAAGUUCCGUCGUUCGUUUGAUUCUGCUGCCUCCAUGGUGUUCCACAGCCGAACUGGCUUGCCUCUGACUUCCAGCCCGGCCCCCGUGCGAAGGGGCACGUCGCGGUUCGACUUUGACAGUUCGCUCAACUCUGUCUCGGCCAUACGCAGCGCGCUGUUCGAGUCAAGCACGCCUGCCCCGGACGACUCCUUGAGCGUCAGCAGCGACGACGCGGAGAGCGAGGGCAGCGCUCGUUCGCCUUGCUCCCCGGGACUCGGCCUGGCCUCGCCGGCCGCGGAGCCCCUGUGGCUGUACUGCCCGUCCUCGCCUUGCGCCUCGCUGCUAGGUAGCUUCGAGGAGUCCGUUCUGAACGGGCGGCUGGAACCGGUCAGCACCGUCCAGGGCUUCCGCGCCGAGCUCGGAGCCAGCGGCUCGUUCUGCCCGAAGCACCUGCUCCUGCCCGUCACUGUGUUCUUCUACACGCUCGGCGACAACGACAAGGUGUCCAUCCCGUACCUGGGCCACAUCAACCUCGGCAAGAAGGGCUACCACGUCCCGCGGAGCGGCACGAUCCAGGUGACGCUGUUCAACCCGCUGGGCACCGUCAUCAAGAUGUUCGUGGUGAUGUACGACCUCGGGGACAUGCCCGCCAACUCUCAGACCUUCCUGCGGCAGAGGACGCUGUACAUGCCGGCCAGUGUCGCCGCCGCCUCGAGCAGGCUGCCCGACAACCCGCAGAAGUGGCUCCGGUACCUCAUCCACCUCAGUCGAUGCAGCAUUUUUGUUUAGUUUGUGGAAGUGUCUCUUCCUCAUGCUCGUGACUUAGAAGUUACGCAGCACGCUGUAUUGCAUGUCAUGUAUCGUAAGCACGCAGUGGAAAAACACUGCCGUGCGUGUAGAACAAUAACCUUGGAGAUGAAUCUCUACUAAUGGAAGCAUAUUGGAAUUUCCCACACAGAUUCUCUAGUUCAAAGUCUGGACGCAUUCACCUGCAUUCUGACAUCCGAAUGAUCAUCUGCCGGAAGUCGGACAUGGAUACUGCGACCGCUCACGACAUAGACAUGUCGUUCGAGUUACGGUCCUUUACGCACGGUCCUGCUAACCCAAAGUUUUCGCCUCGGAAAUGACUGAACGUUGGCGAUGAUUGAAAGCGACAAAAUUCUUCGAUGCCAUUGAAACACAAAACAACGGAGAUGGUGCUGGCAAGAAAAUAACAGGACAGAAUAUGCUACUGCUGCUCCAAAUUCACAAAUACGGAAAAGGAAUAUUUUUUAAAAUUGUGACCAUAAUACUACUUAUUUACGAAAAUAAAUUUAUGAAAUUUUGCUGUUUCAUUCACGUGAAAUACGCAUAAUUCAUUUCCUCCCGAAGUUGGCAAAUUUUUUUGCUGUUGAACAUUUAUUUUAAUGGCCCUGAACAGACUUCAGAAGAAAUUAUUAAUUUUUCUUGACGUUUAGUUGAUGCAUAGCCAGGGGCGGAUGUAUUUUUGUGAUGUGCUUCUUAGGGGGAAAUUGUUAGGCAUAUGAUCUUGUGAUAAGUGUUAUGUAUUAAAAGUAUAGCAUUUUUAAGUCAAUUAAGUGGCUUGAGCAUGUGAUUUGUUGCAAGAGAAAAAUUUGUGGCAAAAUGGCAGAUGCAUUUACACAUAAUAUGAGUUCACAUUUAACAGCUGAAAUUCUGUUUACUGUGUGCUGCAUAUUGUAAAAUGUUUCGAUGGAAUAUUCCAGGGUGGUUUUUGAGAAAUAGUGGCUUUGUCACUAGAUUCAGUGAAUGUUCAGCCACAAAUUUUUCUAAUAGUUUGGUGAGUUUGUUUCAAAUCAUUGGCUGUUUGUUUGAAAAUAUGUGUGUAGCCAGUACAGAGAGUUCAUCAGGCAGUGUGUGUGUAUAUAAAUAAGCAAUGUACGAUGUGUAGGCUGAGCUGCUCUUUAGUUUUGCAUGUUGUUGUAAAAAUUAAAACAUUGUCCUAAAGCUACAUAUACAAAUGAUAAUUUACAGUGUUCAAAAUCAGUGUCGUGAUCUAACUCAGCUUUCAGUGUAGUUUGGAACUAUUUACUGGUUGGUGUUUUUAAUGAGCUCUAGUGCAGUGCAUGAAUACGAAUAUAGUUCAAAUUUCAAACGAAAACCCGUCACAAAAAAAAUUACGAGUUCUACCCUAAGAAUGUCUUGUACUGUUUUUUUUUUUUUUAAAGAAAUUUUGCUUGCUGCACAAUGGUUGAAUGUGUAGUUACAAUGUGCUUUAAAGCUAUUUCACCGAUACCAACAUAAAAAUAGCUGGCUGGUAUAGGAUGGAAAAUGUAUUUUUCAAGAUGGCACAUUGUGUGUCUCAUUUACAACCAUGUAGGCAUUCAUUGUAAUGGAGAAACUGUCUAAAUUCUUUGUGAGAAGUUCACUUGGUUUGCGCAUCCAUUUCAUUUAUUUGUUAGUUCUAUGUACCUCGCAAGCUGCAGCAUUUUUCUGCUGGGAAGCCUGGUGCAUGAAUUGUUCAAGUAUUCAACACCCAGCUUAUACAGGAAAAAAAAUUAAAUAUGCUUGUAAACUACACGAGUUAUAAAACAGAUUUCAUCUAGCAACUUAAAAUUUUAAAAUUGGAGAUGGGAAAAAAAUUUUCUUCCUAGUGAUUUUCUUGAUAAUCUAUCAUAAAAAAUUGUAAAUUAUUUGUAGUUUAAUUAAAAUAAUAUUCACAUUUAUUUGUACAAAAGUUUAUGAAUCAAACCUCGGAUGAAAUCACAAAACAGAAAAUCACAGCAUUCUGUACCCUAGCUGCAUUAUGUUCAUAUCUUUAAAUAAAUAAAUAUAUGUAUUUUUAUAUAAAAUAGAGAAAACAUAAAUUUGAACCAAAAUGCAAGUUUUUGAAAGCUGACCAAUCUUUGAAAUUAAAAAUUUCUUAGCUUCAUGAACAGGUACUCUAAAUAGUCUAAAUUAUGUUUUUUUUUUUUUUUUAUAAUUUUAGUGGGGGGGAAAUGGAUACAGUAAAUUGCUACAUGCUUCUGAUAUAUUUUUAUGGAGAUGUGAUUUUAAAUGCAUUUUUUUCUUUUAAAGUUUAUCACAUGAAAUGAAGUUAACUGCAGGAUAAUUUUUUUUUAUUCAAAGAUUAGUGUGUAGACCAUUUCUGAAUUGAAAUCAAUAAAAAUCAUCUUCAGCUGUUGUGCAGAGCAAACACUUUGUAAACUUGUUCCUGGGUUAUUUUUUUCCACUUAUAAAUGUAACAUAGAUACUUUAACCAUGACAGAAAAUAGCUCACAGUGUGGCUUGAACAAGUAUCAUCCUUAUAUUUUAUUUACAAUCGUCUUUAGCAUAUUGGCAAUUGAAUGAACACUAAGUACCAGUUAAAAUUCACAUGUGAUCAGUUUUAUGAUGGUAUAAAUGAGACGUAAGCUUUUCGAUCUGAAUUGCUCAUUCAGUCUAGCCAAAAAAACUCUGAAAAAUUUGUAAGGGAUAAUAAUUUUGCAAUACCGUCAACCCUUUGUAACUACUAAUUUAUGACAAAAAUAUUUUUUAUAUAGAUCAGGAAUUAUGUAUUUAAGUACUUCUAUGCAGGAAAACAUGUAAUCAGAACAGGGUUUCACUUAAUUAAGUUUGCAUGCAUGUUUCAUUCAUUCAUGUGCGAGACCAAUUUUUCAGGAUGAAAUUUCAUAUGUUGUUCAAUGGUAGUCCUUUGCACUCAACAUGUGGUUUCCCUGUGAUAGUGCAUCAUACAUCAUAUGUUCCCAACAUUUACAGUUGCCGUUUUGUUGCCAGCAAUGUUGUGCCGGUGUAAACAUGGCUUUAUAACCCUGCAUGUUACCAAGUUUGCAACAUUUAUUUUUAUCCCAUGAAAGUAUUAAAGCAAACUUUUGUCUGUACUUGUGUUUACAAAUUUUAGGCCAUCAGCAUAGCUCUGAUUAUUUGUGAAUUUUGUGGUGAAACUAUUUUUUUUUAAAUACUAAAAUUGGUCAUUAUAUCUUUAGUCAUGAUUGCUUACGUGUAGUAUAAACCUGAUUUUGACGAUGCCUAGUAUCUGUUUAUAUUAAGUUAUGAAGUUGUAUUUGCAAGUUGUAGUAAUGUUGUUCAUAUUACUUCUAACCUUUAAAAAAAAAGAAGUGAGAUUGUGAUUUUUUUUUUGGAGAAUUAAUGACCUUUCCUAGUCUUCAUUGAUUUGUAAUCAUUUUAAUUAGCAAAAUUGGUGUAUAUUACAGCUUUCAGAUUUCCACUUGGCAUAGAUUGACAACAAAUGUGGUACUCUGCUAAGUGUCAACACUAUUAACGUUUAAGAGAAUAUUUGAAUUGAAAUUAGUCGGCUUGUCAUCUUGCGAGUUACAAAAAAAAGGCAGGAAAUGCGCCAAUAUAAUUUUGGCACCGUUCCUUCACGAACCAACAGCCAUAACUAUACGUGUACUUGACAUUCAAGACUAAUUGAGGCAAGGUGGCAAAUGCGCUGAUGUAUUGCAUUUCAAAUAAAUUACCCAAGUGCCAUGAAUAAUUAGAUUAAUGGUUGAUCUGUUAGUCUUAAUUGAAAGUUCAAGAUAACCAUGGAAACAUAACUCCUGUAUCUUUGAAGGUGGCAUAGAUAUCAGUGAUAUCACUAUCUGAAAUUCCCUAUGAUGUCUUAAAGACUUAAGUUUGAUUGCAUUCAGAAGGCACACUAUGAAUUAUGAACAAGUGGUUCAUUUAUAUUUUUAUGUUACUAAUAUUUUAAAAGUUUAGUUUUAGUUAUGUAGAGCAUAGAGAUAUAUAUAUCUAUAUACACUUAUUAAUGUAUUAAGCAUAUGUAAGCAUAUAUUAAAUGUUUUAAAGAAGGAAAAAAGAGUUUUAAAAUGUAAUUUCUUCUAUUGUCUUGAUGGUUUUCACAAGCAACUAUAAAUUAAAUGGAAAUUUAUAUACAUCUGAUCCUUUAUAUUUAAAAAAAGAAAUAAAAAUUGAACAAUUA
Messenger RNA from Bacillus rossius redtenbacheri, 7848 nucleotides. RefSeq names its product atos homolog protein A (gene atos). The transcript has 14 exons. Lineage: Eukaryota; Metazoa; Arthropoda; Insecta; Phasmatodea; Bacillidae. Bases 264 to 3734 code for a protein of 1156 amino acids. The record is from RefSeq and is a predicted model, not a curated record.